Messenger RNA from Aureobasidium subglaciale EXF-2481, 1617 nucleotides. RefSeq lists its product as uncharacterized. Gene Ontology annotation, biological process: transmembrane transport. Gene Ontology annotation, molecular function: transmembrane transporter activity. The coding region runs from base 1 to 1617 and encodes 538 amino acids. Lineage: Eukaryota; Fungi; Ascomycota; Dothideomycetes; Dothideales; Saccotheciaceae. The record is from RefSeq and is a predicted model, not a curated record. The transcript is spliced from 2 exons.
AUGCAAACACUUCUACAAUACAGGCAGGAAAGGCGACAAGCUCAAUUUAUCAUCUCGCGUUCUCCACAGAGUCCCGCCUCGAAUCAUCAAUUACCGCCAAUUGAAACAUCCCCAGAACAAGACGAGAAACAUAUCUCACCAUACAGAUCGACGAGCGACGACACGCUGCAGGCGCAUCUGUCUAGUCCGCACGAUGAGACAGACAAUCCGCAACAGAAGGACAGAUGCACGGAACCUCCCUCGAAAAGCAGUGCGGAUCCACGCAAGUGGUCCACUGGGAAGAAGUUGCAAACGACAGUGAUCCUGUUCUUUCUUGUGUUCUCACAAGGAUGGGUAUCAAGCUGUGAUUCAAAUAUCAUUAAACCGGCCAGCGAAGAGUUCCACAUUAGCCAAACUGCCGAGACACUGGCUACGGCUCUAUUUCUCCUGGGGAUUUCAGUUGGAAGUCUGGUUGUCGGUCCCCUUUCGGAAGAGCUUGGACGAAAUCCUGUCUACCUGGUCCCGUCAAUGUUCUAUCUGUGCUUUACUCUAGGAGAUGCUCUUGCACCAAACUUUGGUGCUCAGAUAUCUCUCCGGUUUCUUGCCGGCUUGAGUGCUAGUGCUGGGCUCUCCAUUUACGGCGGCAGUCUGGCUGAUCUUUACGAAGAGGGUGAUCGACAAAGACUCUGGCCAGUGUUCGCUCUUAGCCCACUUCUGUCGCCCAUUCUAUCUCCUGUAGCUGGCGGCUGGAUCGAAGACUAUAUAUCAUGGCGCUGGGUCUACUGGAUAGGUCUAGCUCUCAGUGCAUCAGUCUACCUCAUCGCAUUUCUGUUCCUUCCUGAGACCUUCUCUCCAAUGAUAAUUCAAUGGAGGACGCAUCAUUUGAGACAAGUCAGCGGGAGCGACGAAUACACUUGCGACCUUGAAGGACGAGAUUCUCUGAUAACAAGGCUACAGCAAAAUCUUACUCGACCAGCGAAGUUCUUCACAACAGAACCCAUCAUCAUUGCGCUUGGGUUCUAUCUCAUCGUCGUAUAUGUUGUGAUCUUCACCUUCCUCAACGGUUUCGAGUUUAUAUUUACCGACACAUAUCGUCUUUCGCCCGGGAUAACCGGUCUUGCCUUCCUUGGUAUAUGCAUUGGCGCUUUGAUAUCAACAUUCACGACACCACUCAUCGGUCACUUCUUCCAGCCAUCCAACAAAGAUGAUGCAUAUCACCAGAAAGAGUCGCCGGAGAGACUUCUCAUACCUGCAGUCAUAGCCUCGCCCUUUUUCGCGAUAUCUAUCUUCUGGCUUGGGUGGACGAAUUUCGCUUCCAUCAGCUAUUGGUCGGACUAUGCAGCUACUGUGUUAUUCGGUUACUCCAUGACUGCCAUCUUUGUGGCUAGCUACAGCUAUAUCAUCAACAUCUACGGUACUUGGAGUUCUAGUGCGCUUGGCAGCAUUACCAUGGCGAGGUAUCUAGUUGCAUCAGGGAUGAUUGUUGCUGCGAGACCAAUGUAUCAGGGAAUCGGGGUUCAUUGGUCUUUGACUUUCCUGGGUUGUCUUGGACUUCUAUGCUUACCUGUCCCACUACUGAUUUAUCGCUUUGGUCCGUGGCUGCGGGGCAAGUCACAGUUUAUAGAUUCUGACGAUUGA